This is a messenger RNA of Naegleria lovaniensis, 333 nucleotides long. RefSeq lists its product as uncharacterized. Lineage: Eukaryota; Heterolobosea; Eutetramitea; Acrasida; Naegleriidae. Bases 1 to 333 code for a protein of 110 amino acids. The transcript has a single exon. The record is from RefSeq and is a predicted model, not a curated record.
AUGAACCAAAGUAUCAAAACAACCUCCUCAUCGAGCUCAAAAAAGACAAGUCAAGGAAUUCCUCCUAAAUUCAUUGUAGAUGAUCGUGGACAUAUCAUCAAUAAGGAAAAGCAUGCAGUUCCGAAUUCUUCAUUUCCCGAUAUACGAGAACCUCUUUGUCAAAGUAAUUUCAAUUUUACUCCAGUUGGAUUCACUGGUUUUGGUGUACGUUCCAACCACGUCAUACAAGGAGUGAGGCCCGAGCUUCAAAAUACAGUCGAUCAUGCUCAUCAUUAUCUCCACAAACAUGAAAAUCAAAAAUCAUUUGGGCAUUCGACGAUUAGAAAAAAAUAA